This is a messenger RNA of Pan troglodytes (chimpanzee), 12565 nucleotides long. RefSeq names its product collagen type XX alpha 1 chain (gene COL20A1). Lineage: Eukaryota; Metazoa; Chordata; Mammalia; Primates; Hominidae. The transcript is spliced from 36 exons. Gene Ontology annotation, molecular function: protein binding. Bases 143 to 4453 code for a protein of 1436 amino acids. The record is from RefSeq and is a predicted model, not a curated record.
GGGUGGGCUGGGGCAGUGACUUCCGUGGAGGAGAAGCCUUUCAUAAGCUCCAGCCUUUCUGUGGCCACAGCAGGACGAGAGUGGACCAGCACACCCCAGGAGAGAGGACUGGGGUCCCAGGAGUAGGAGGAGCCCGAGCACCAUGAGCUCCGGAGCCCCUGCACACCUCGGCCUCUGCCUCUGGCUGUGGCUGGGCGCCACCCUGGGAAGAGAGCAAGUUCAAGCAAGUGGCCUCCUGAGGCUGUCUGUGCUGCCUGAGGACCGGCUGCAGAUGAAGUGGAGAGAGUCGGAGGGGAGCGGCCUCGGCUACCUGGUGCAGGUGAAGCCCAUGGCAGGGGACUCGGAACAGGAGGUGAUACUGACCACCAAGACCCCUAAGGCCACAGUGGGGGGCCUGAGCCCCUCCAAGGGCUACACCUUGCAGAUCUUCGAGCUCACUGGCUCUGGGCGCUUCCUGCUAGCUCGGAGGGAGUUUGUGAUUGAGGAUCUGAAGAGUAGCUCCCUGGACAGAAGCAGCCAGAGGCCCCUCGGCUCUGGAGCCCCGGAGCCCACCCCCUCCCACAUGGGGAGCCCAGACCCUGAGCAGGCUUCUGAGCCCCAAGUUGCCUUCACACCAAGCCAGGAUCCGCCCACUCCUGGUGGGUCAGAGUGGAGAGAGACCGGCCCCCAGUUCCGCUGCCUGCCCCCCGUGCCUGCUGACAUGGUCUUCCUGGUGGACGGGUCCUGGAGUAUUGGCCACAGUCACUUCCAGCAGGUCAAGGACUUCCUGGCCAGCGUCAUCGCACCCUUUGAAAUCGGGCCGGAUAAGGUCCAAGUAGGCCUGACUCAGUACAGCGGGGAUGCUCAGACUGAGUGGGACCUGAACUCCCUCAGCACCAAGGAACAGGUGCUGGCAGCUGUGCGCCGCCUCCGCUACAAGGGGGGGAACACGUUCACAGGCCUUGCCCUGACCCACGUGCUGGGGCAGAACCUGCAGCCGGUGGCUGGCCUCCGUCCAGAGGCAGCCAAGGUGGUGAUUCUGGUGACGGACGGCAAGUCCCAGGACGAUGUGCACACUGCUGCCCGUGUCCUCAAGGACCUGGGCGUGAACGUCUUCGCUGUGGGUGUGAAGAACGCCGAUGAGGCUGAGCUGAGGCUCCUGGCGUCCCCGCCGAGGGACAUCACCGUCCACAGCGUGCUGGACUUCCUGCAGCUUGGCACACUGGCUGGCCUGCUCAGCCGUCUCAUCUGCCAGAGGCUCCAGGGUGGGAGCCCGCGGCAGGGCCCAGCAGCAGCGGCUCCAGCCCUGGACACCCUCCCUGCCCCCACCAGCCUGGUCCUGAGCCAGGUGACCUCCUCCAGCAUCCGCCUGUCCUGGACUCCAGCCCCCCGGCACCCCCUCAAGUAUCUGAUCGUUUGGCGAGCCUCUAGAGGUGGCACCCCCAGGGAGGUGGUGGUGGAGGGGCCCGCCGCCUCCACGGAGCUGCACAACCUGGCCUCCCGCACAGAGUACCUGGUCUCCGUGUUCCCCAUCUAUGAGGGCGGGGUUGGCGAAGGCCUGCGGGGCCUGGUGACCACAGCACCUCUGCCUCCGCCCCGGGCGCUGACCCUGGCCGCAGUGACGCCCAGAACCAUCCACCUCACCUGGCAGCCCUCGGCCGGGGCCACCCACUACCUGGUGCGAUGUUCUCCUGCUUCCCCCAAGGGUGAGGAGGAGGAGCGAGAGGUGCAGGUCGGGCGGCCCGAGGUGCUGCUGGAUGGCCUGGAACCUGGCAGGGACUAUGAGGUCUCGGUGCAGAGCCUGCGAGGCCCUGAGGGCAGCGAGGCCCGGGGCAUCCAUGCCAGGACCCCCGCCCUGGCCCCCCCGAGACACCUGGGCUUCUCAGACGUGAGCCACGACGCGGCACGAGUGUUCUGGGAGGGUGCCCCAAGGCCUGUGCGCCUGGUCAGGGUCACCUAUGUCUCCAGCGAGGGUGGACACUCGGGGCAGACAGAGGCUCCUGGGAACGCCACCUCGGCCACGCUGGGGCCUCUCUCUUCCUCCACCACCUACACUGUCCGUGUCACCUGCCUCUACCCUGGGGGUGGCUCCUCUACGCUGACUGGCCGGGUGACCACCAAGAAAGCUCCCAGCCCAAGCCAGCUGUCCGUGACGGAGCUGCCAGGCGACGCAGUCCAGCUGGCGUGGGUGGCCGCAGCCCCGUCUGGCGUGCUUGUCUACCAGAUCACAUGGACGCCCCUGGGAGAGGGGAAGGCUCACGAGAUCUCUGUCCCAGGGAACCUCGGCACGGCCGUCCUGCCUGGCCUAGGGAGGCACACAGAGUACAACGUCACCAUCUUGGCCUACUACAGGGACGGGGCCCGCAGUGACCCUGUGUCCCUCCGCUAUACCCCCUCCACGGUGAGCAGGAGCCCACCCUCCAACCUGGCCCUGGCCUCGGAGACCCCCGACAGCCUGCAGGUCAGCUGGACACCCCCGCUUGGCCACGUGCUCCAUUACUGGCUCACCUACGCCCCCGCCUCUGGCUUGGGACCUGAGAAAUCCGUCUCUGUGCCAGCACCCAGGAGCCACGUGACACUGCCCGACCUGCAGGCAGCCACGAAGUACAGGGUCCUGCUCUCAGCUAUCUAUGCAGCAGGCAGGAGUGAGGCUGUGUCUGCCAUGGGCCAGACAGCAGCCUGCCCAGCCCUCCGCCCCGACGGCUCCCUCCCAGGGUUUGACCUGAUGGUGGCCUUCAGCCUGGUGGAAAAGGCUUAUGCGUCCAUCCGGGGCGUGGCCAUGGAGCCCUCUGCCUUCGGUGGGACCCCGACCUUCACGCUCUUCAAGGACGCCCAGCUGACAAGACGGGUCAGUGACGUCCUCCCAGCCCCCCUGCCUCCAGAGCACACCAUCGUCUUCCUUCUGCGCCUACUUCCCGAGACACCCCGCGAGGCCUUCGCGCUGUGGCAGAUGACGGCCGAGGACUUCCAGCCCCUCCUUGGGGUUCUGCUGGAUGCCGGGAGGAAGUCCCUGACCUACUUCCACCGCGACCCCAGGGCUGCCUUGCAGGAGGCCACCUUCGACCCGCAGGAAGUGAGGAAGAUUUUCUUCGGGAGCUUCCACAAGGUGCACGUGGCUGUGGGCCGCUCCAAGGUCAGGCUCUAUGUGGACUGCCGGAAGGUGGCUGAGCGGCCCCUUGGGGAGAUGAGCAGCCCACCCGCUGCCGGCUUCGUCACGCUGGGGAGGCUGGCCAAGGCCAGGGGCCCCCGGAGCAGUUCGGCCGUGUUUCAGCUCCAGAUGCUGCAGAUCGUGUGCAGUGACACCUGGGCCGAUGAGGACCGGUGCUGUGAGCUCCCUGCCUCGAGGGAUGGAGAGACCUGCCCGGCCUUCGUGUCUGCCUGUUCCUGUUCCUCAGAGACCCCUGGGCCCCCAGGACCUCAAGGACCCCCAGGCCUCCCUGGGAGGAAUGGCACCCCAGGAGAGCAGGGCUUCCCAGGGCCCAGGGGAGAGCCCGGGCCACCCGGACAGAUGGGACCAGAAGGUCCUGGAGGCCAGCAGGGCUCGCCGGGGACCCAGGGCCGCGCAGUCCAGGGGCCUGUGGGUCCACCAGGGGUCAAAGGAGAGAAAGGAGACCAUGGGCUCCCAGGCUUGCAGGGCCACCCCGGCCACCAGGGCAUCCCCGGGAGAGUUGGCCUCCAGGGACCAAAGGGAAUGAGAGGCCUGGAGGGAACUGCUGGCCUGCCUGGACCCCCUGGCCCCAGGGGGUUCCAGGGCAUGGCAGGGGCCAGGGGCACUAGUGGAGAGCGAGGACCUCCAGGGACCGUGGGGCCCACAGGACUGCCAGGGCCCAAAGGGGAACGAGGAGAGAAGCUCACGUGUCAAAGUUCGACUCCUUCCACAAGAACACCAGGCCCCCCAUGCCCAUCUUGGAGCAGAAGCUGGAGCCGGGCACUGAGCCCCUGGGGUCCCCUGGCACCCGCAGCAAGGCCCUGGUUCCUGGAGAAUGGGGGCGUGGUGGCCGCCACCUUGAGGGCAGAGGGGAGCCUGGAGCUGUUGGUCAGACGGGCAGCCCUGGGCAGCAGGGGGCUAGCACCCAGGGCCUCUGGGAGUGACAGGACAUUUUCUGCACUGCCCCGAGGAACGCUGAGCCUUCCUCCCUGGGUUUCUCUGGACACCGAGAGCGACCACAUCCUGGAGAAGCCAGGAGAAAAGCUCAGGAAGAGCCUGCAGGUGGAAGGAGAGAGAAGCAGCGGCCUCGGCCAAGGCCCACCCCAUGCUCUUGGCUCUGUAGCAUUUCCAAGUUCAGAUAAACCCCUGAGUGCUCACCCAGCCAAGCGAGGCGGGAGUCAUUUCCUGGGAGAGUGUCCCCCACCCUGGCUCCGUACACCCCACCUUGAGGCCCUGCAGCUUCAGCCGCAGUGGGGAAGGGGAGGGGCUGGGUUGAUGGCGAAUUGGGUUCAGGAGGGCAGCCGUGCCCUGUGGCCAUCUCAGUAGCUCUAAAACAGGCUCAACAACAGGCCCCGCCCCUUUCUCUGGGCCUCAUCUAAGCCUGGCCAGGGCCCUGCGGGCCCGCCUCUCUCUGCGCCUCACGCAGGCAACAGAUGGUUCCACUGCUGGCCCACCAGUCACCUGCACGAUGGCUCCUCCCUCAGAACAGCACUCCCACCCCGGCCCCAGCACCUUCACAUCUGGGCACAGGCAGGUCCCUGCCUGCCUCAUCAUCCCCUCUGUCCCCAGCCCAAGAAGGAGUUCAGAUCCUGUGUGUGAAUGGCCACCCCUCACCCACCCAGCCCUGUGCUGAGUUCCUUGUGCAGGGACAUUGCUUUGAGACUUGGCACCAUCAGCCCCUGGUCCUUAGGGUCUCAGAGCAAGGUCAUCCCUCAGCAGGCUUCUGGCCUGCGUGCUCCUCAGCACCUCUGCCCAGGUCUCUCCCAACCAUCACAGACGCUGUGUGAGCCUGGACUUCCUGCCUUAUCCCCACUGUGGCCCAAACAGCAUGGGGGCAAGCUCAGAACACACACCUGGGCUUCUGGGCCUUGUGGCCCGUGGGGGUGAUGUGGGAACUUCUACUUCCUUUCCAAACAAAUAUUCAGUAACUAGUCCACUGUUACCACUUAGGCAGCUAAGCAAGAAAGGUGCCAGAAAUGAAGAGGGAAGCCAUAUCAUUGAGGAGAGAAUGAAAAGUAUUAAAAAGGAACAAAGAGAGACCCUUGAUAUUGACAGAAGGAAAACCCACCAAGAUCACUAGUGCAGCAUUGCGUGCACCAAAGCAUACCCCAAAGAGGUGAGCGCAAAACAGCUUCGGGGCAAACACUUCAUCUAUGAUUCAACUGUUCCAGGAACUGACCAGACCUGGAGACCAAAUAGAGAGUCAUAGGCAGGGUCAGCAGGAUGGGAGAGAGUGCCUGCACCCACAGGAGCCACAGCCCUGACUGAGGCCAGGAAGCAGCCCCAAAUGCCAGCUCCCACUGCAGCAUGAGAACAGAAACAGACCACUGAAAAUUCCCAAAGUCUGUGGACAAAUCAGACGUCGAAGAAGUCAGGUGGCAUCGAGACAGAUUUUGCACUGAGGGACAAGGAGAGCAUGUGGCCAAAGUAGGUGCAGGUAAAGCAGCAUCUGGGGCAGAGUUAUAGCCUUCAGUGCAGGUAUCAGACACAGUUGUUGAGAGCAGCAGCCCAAGCCAGCCCCUCCGUCCUGCAGGGAGGACACCUAGGUCACUUGGCUUCUGUUGGGGAGUUGAGUUGCUUCAGAUUGUGUGACCAGCAACACAGCUUGGUUGCUCUCACUUGGUUUCUCCGGGGCAGGGAAUUACAUGUCCCCAGCUGAACUGAGAAGGCUCUUUGAGCAGUGGAGUGAGCAGGCUUUGUCAUGAGGCAGGAGUGGGGCUAGAAUCAAGCCCAGAGCCCACAGGGCAUCCAGAGCCUUCCAAAGGAGCCCCUUUCCUGGGGCUCUCCAAUUUGAUGAAGGGACUGGGCACUGGGUGGCUGAGACCACAUUGGCAGCCAAGAGGAGGCAGCCUGGCCGGGGGGAACCACGGUGGCUCUAAUCCCCACCACCCCCUCAGCUGCCCUACCCCCCGCCACCCUGGUGUGACACCAGUGAUGCUCAGCCUCAAAAGGGGAGUCCGGCUGUCUUCAGGAAACUGACUUUAUGCUGGAGGCCAGUUAAAAUGGCACAGCAAAGGCAGCAGCCAGCUGGUGCCCAGGCAGCUUAGGGACUGGUCCCUGAGGCCCCACCCGCCCCAGCCUGUGCAGUGGAGCUGAGUACGAAUCAAAGGUGAGGAUGGCAAGGGAGCUGAGAGCGGCCUCCGGAUGCACCAAACCGGCCUGGCUCCUGUUUGCAGGAAGGCAGCCUCCCCGAGACCCAGCCGACCUGCACGUCUCCCAUCAGCCCCGACUCCAUCGCAUCCCUCUGGGUUCUUUUAGGAGCCCCCAGGGACUGAGCUGGGGCUCACGCUCCUGGCCAGAGCGCUGGGUUUCUGGCAAUGCCUCCCCUGCUGCCUUUACGGCCACAGUUCUCCCCUCCAGAGGCCCCUCUGUAGUGGGCCUCGGUCCCCUCUCCACCCCCAGAGGCAGCACAGCUUCAGCCCUAUGCAGUGUGGGGGCUCCGGGAGGAAAUGCAGGGAGGUGCUUGGUCUUGGCCCAGAGCUCAUGGCCUUAGGUGCUGCCCCGGGUCACCCCCGUGCCCAUGCAGCCUGGAAUGUUCAGCUCGGGCCAGCCACCAAGGUGGUGUGAUGCAAGGCUGAUCUGACGCUCAGCUCAGGCCGCUGGGGUCAUGGGGGUUGUGGGAAGGUCAUGGAAUUACGGGGCUCACGCUGGGGUCACAGGGUGGUGUGGCUGUGCGGACUGUAAGGGGCGUGCAGCCGUGCGUAUCUGACCUGCCCUCCCUAGGUCUGCAGGCAGUGCCGAGUGGCUCUGCCUGAGGCCCCAGGAGCGACCCUGGAAGCUCCAGGCCUUCACAGCCCCUCUGAGAGCCACCUGCAAGGUGGGGAGCUGGGAAGAACGGCUCAGUGAUGAGCUCGGAGGGAGGGGUGGGCACAGCCCCCAGGAAGGCAGGUGCGUGCAGGCCUGGGAGGAAUGUGUAGCAGGAGGCAGGGGGUGCUGUGCCCGCAGGACCAGAAGGUGAGGCGUGUCCACCCACAGAGGAUGGCUCUGGCCCAGGCAGUGUCAGAAAUGGGAGCUGAGGAAACCCAACCCCGGCUGUAGAGGAGCCUGCCCCGAUGCCAUCUGCACCUGGGGGGCGACGUAUGGCUGCCAGCCUCUUCAUCUACCAAGGACCAGGGCAGUGGGGACGGGAGAGCUGGGACACGUGGACCCACACCAGGGCAGAUGGUGGGGGAAGCCAGUGUCUGUAGAUUCAGUGCAUUUCUUGGGGAAGGGCGUGGAACAUUUGGACUUGAGCCAGAGCACAGAGACGAUGUCAUAAUACAGCCCCCCGUCGUGAUCUGAUGGUAAGUACAGAACUCCUUGCCCAGUGGAGAAACACUCUCCUCUCAUGUGUGGAAUAUCCACACACUAACCAUGAACUGGGCCGUAAGAAACCUUACAUUCCAAAGGAUCCUGCUGUUCAGAACUCACUCACUGAUGAAACUGGAAAAACAACCAAUGAUAACAAGCUAAAGAAUGCCUCUAGAAGCUAAAAGACACACCCAUGACUCCACAAUAAUUCAUGGGUUAAAGAGAAAAAAGAAAACGUGAAGAUACUUGUAACCAAAUAAUGAUGGAUGCAGCACCAUGUCAGAAUCUCUGUGCUGCAGCUGCAGUGGUACCUAGAGGGCAAUUUAUAGCUGUAAAUACAGUGCUUUGUUUUGUUUUCUUGUUUUUUGAGACAAAGUCUUGCUCUGUCACCCAGGCUGGAGUACAGUGGCAUGAUCUCGGCUCACUGCAACCUCUGUGCCACCCUGGGCUCGUGGUCCUCCCACUCCGGUCUUCUGAGUAGCAGGAACCCCAGGCGUGCGCCACCACGCUUGGCUAAUGUUUUUUGUAUUUUUUUAAAUUGAGACAGGGUGUUGCCGUGUUACCCAGGCUGGUCUUGAACUUCCGAGCUCAAACGAUCCACCCUCCUUGGCCUCCCAAAGUGCUGGGAUUACAGGUGUGAGUCACCUCACCGGCCCUUAAACACAGUUUUUAGGGAAGAUUCCAACUCAAACAAUUUUAAAUAGUAGAAAAUAAACCCUGAAGCAGCGUGCAUUCAUUAGUACUGUGUUUGGCUGUAUUUAAUUAAAACCUGAUUGCCAUUGGCUUCCCUAAAUCAGUUUUUGCCAUCACACGUAAAGUCCUGUGGGCAGGAAUGGACAAUGAGGGAAUCCCGGGCUGUUUGGCCAUCCUUGGCAUGUAGCUGCCCUUCAUCACAAGAUGGCGGAUCCCUGCCCUUCAUCACAAGAUGGCGGAUCCCUGCCCUUCAUCACAAGAUGGCGGAUCCCAGCCUGUUUGGCUGUCCUUGGCAUGUAGCCGCCCUUCAUCAGAAGAUGGCAGAUCCCAGCCUUUCAUCACAAGAUAGCGGAUCCCUGCCCUUCAUCACAAGAUGGCGGAUCCCAGCCUGUUUGGCUGUCCUUGGCAUGUAGCUGCCCUUCAUCACAAGAUGGUGGAUCCCAGCCUGUUUGGCUGUCCUUGGCAUGUGGAGCUGCCCUUCAUCACAGGAUGGCAGAUCUCAGCCCUUUAUCACAAGAUGGCAGACCCCAGGCUGUUUGGCCGUCCUUGACAUGUAGCUGCCCUUCAUCAGAAGGUGGCAGAUCCCAGCCCUUCAUCACAAGAUAGCAGAUCCCAGCCCUUCAUCACAAGAUAGCAGAUCCCUGCCCUUCAUCACAAGAUGGCGGAUCCCAGCCUUUCAUCACAAGAUGGCGGAUUCCAGGCUGUUUGGCCGUCCUUGGCAUGUAGCCGCCCUUCAUCAGAAGAUGGCAGAUCCCAGCCCUUUAUCACAAGAUAGCGGAUCCCUGCCCUUCAUCACAAGAUGGUGGAUCCCAGCCCUUCAUCACAAGAUGGCGGAUCCCAGCCUGUUUGGCUGUCCUUGGCAUGUAGCUGCCCUUCAUCACAGGAUGGCGGAUCUCAGCCCUUUAUCACAAGAUGGCAGACCCCAGGCUGUUUGGCCAUCCUUGGCAUGUAGCUGCCCUUCAUCAGAAGGUGGCAGAUCCCAGCCCUUCAUCACAAGAUAGCGGAUCCCCGCCCUUCAUCACAAGAUGGCAGAUCCCAGCCCUUCAUCACAAGAUGGCGGAUCCCAGCCCUUCAUCACAAGAUGGCGGAUCCCAGCCUGUUUGGCCGUCCUUGGCAUGUAGCUGCCCUUCAUCAGAAGAUGACUGCUGCUGCUCCAGGAGCUACACCUCACUUGGGGGAAGGGGCGGGAGUCCUCUGGGUGAAGAGCAACAGUGUUAACAGGAGUCCCACUUGGAGACUUCUGCUUGUCCCUAAUGACAAAGACUGCAACUCUCCUUGUCCAGAAAACAGACGUUUUAGCUGAACACGUUACCACCUCCCACAGAGUGAUUAAACGCGCUGUGUAGGGCUCGAUGUGGCUUCAAGUAACAAUAAUAACAGGAUAAGAGUGGCUCUCGCGGUGUGGAAGUGACCUUCUCAGAGGCACGGGGAGGCCUCUUUCCCUCACCUGGCUCUGCAUCCUCCACACAGGACACUGCCCUUGUUUCCACUGUUGGGUCAUAUUCCAACAACAGGAAGAAGAGGAGGGAGGAGAAAGGCUGGCCCGGAAUCGGGUCACAUUCCAACAACAGGAAGAAGAGGAGGGAGAAGGGCAGGCUCGGAACCUUGAAGGGCACAUUCCAAAGGUGUCCUUGCCACUGUCAGCUACAUCCCUGUGGCCAGACGUCGGUCUCACGGCCAAGCUGAGCUGCAAGAGUAGAACCUUUUCUGGCUCCUCCCUGAGGCAAGAGGGGAAAGGGAGAGUGGGGCCAGCCGUGGGCCAGCCACGGGGUGGGGAAGGCGGCCCCCACAUCCCGGAGGGCUCAGUGAAGUGCACCUGGCCAGAGAAACGAGAGGGCCACCACAGUGCUGGGGCAGAGAGGACAAAACCAUGGAUGAAGACAAGGCUGAAAACCAGAGCCCUCUGACCCAUUUUACGCCAACAGAUCUGCAGGCCCAGGUGAAAUGGGCGUUCAGACAUCCGCAUUUCCAGAAGAGUCCCCACAGACUCCUGGAAACAAGAUGGCCACUAACAGAGGCUCCUGCCUGGUGAGACGCCAGGACUGGGGAGGGAGCCCGACAAAUCCAGGAUCUGAACACAGAAACGGAGAAACCCUGGGGACGACUCAGGCCACCCUGUGUGUGCACGUGUGUGCGUGUGUCUGCGUGCAUGUGUGUGCGUGUGUCUGCAUGCAUGUGUGUGCGUGUGUGUGCGUGCACGUAUCUGCGUGUGUGCGUGUCUGCAUGCACGCGUGUGCGUGCGUGUGCAUGCACGUUUGUGUGCGUGUGUCUGCGUGCACGUGUGCACGUGUGUGCGUGUGCAUGCACGCGUGUGUGACAGUAGCCCACAAGAAACCGUUACAUGACAAUGGACUGUCUCCUCCCCAAAUCCGUACACACACACACGAGGCAUGCAUUUGCAAACACACACCCAUACACACACGUACUCACACAUUCGUGCAUGCACAGCGCUGUUAUCCAUGUUGAGGGGACGUAUUCACAAGGGAAGGUGGGGUAUCCGAGAUCAAAAGCAUUGGGAGAGACAAACCGGAGAAUCUGUACCAGGCAGAGAAGAAUUCAUGUUUGUUCUCUUUGAUCUAUUAAUUUUUUAAAAUUGUAAUCUCUUAAAGAGGCAAGGAGGGAUAUCGGUAACAUGACGCCAGAAUUAUAGGUAUAAAGGAAAACCAACUAGGAAUAUGAUGUGUAUAAAACAUAAAAAGAGAAAUGUUAAAAGCGGAGCUGUAAGAUCAGGUCUGAGACGUCUCCCAGGAGGCUUUGGGAAAAGAUAAAAAGGAAACAGAAAAUGUAGGUGUCAGCACCCACGCCACGGGGGCUCUACGAGGAAAGAAACAGCAAGAGGAGGGGGAAAGGUUGAAACAACUGGGGUUUCUGAAGAUUUGUGCAUUAGAGAAAGAUUUAAGAUCUCAGAUUAAAAGGGCCUAGAACGUCAAAUGGAAUAAAUUUUUAAAUGUACCCUUAGGUUCCUCAAUGCCAUAUAUAAUGCAGUACAUAAUGAUGACGGUGAAAAACAGUCUUUUAAAAAUCUUCAGUACAUGUCCUAAAAUUGGAACGAUACAGUGAAGAUUAGCAUAGCCCCAUGUGCUGGGAUGACACACAGUUAAAAGAAAAAAAAUAGAAAUCUUUCCGGGGAAAACCUGCAGCCCAGACUGCAGAAGAACCAGGGGCCAGCAGAGGAGACGCUGGGACGGCGGCUCCACAGGGUUCAAGAAAACACGCUCGCGUUUCAUAUCUACAGAACUAUCACUUAAAUGAAUGAGACAAAAAUACACUCUGAAUCCCCGAGAGCGUCAGAAGGAGUCACACGCAAGAUCUUCUCUGAAAAUACCACUGCAGGAGGUAUUCUGCAGAAAAAGGAAAAUGAUCAGAAAUUACACCAGAUACCUGGGAAAACCCCACAGUAAGUGUAAAACUUAGUGAAGUUCCCUAUGGACCAAAUAAUCAAACCCUUCACCCCAGACAAAUCAUGUCUGUGGCAAUCCAGAGCUGAAAUUCUAGGUUAUUCCAGUGUGGCUGGUGCGUGGGAGGCCAGAAUUCCUGAAGGCACGCUGGGGUACUUGUUUUCUUUGGAGGUGGGAGGCAUUUUUCAGGUCAAUAUACUAAGCUCUUGAAAAACAUAAAUGCUUGUUUUGAGUUAGGAGCAGUCACCAGGGAAUGUGUAGCUUCCAGAGCAGCUGGCUAUACCAGUUUUCUCCCACAGAAGGGAUGGAACAUAUUUCCACAACAACAACAAAAAACCACAGAGUUGGCCUAAAUAUAUCCCGCUGUAGUAGAAACUGCAAUACCUUUCACUGAUCGAAGGAUGAAUUCUCCAAAUGGCAUUUAAAGAUGACAUGCAGCUUUCUGCUUCCAGCCGUGAUGGAGCAGUCCUGGGCCAGUAACAGCCACAGAGCUGGGUAACACGCUCGCGACACUGUCUCCAGCCACGUCCACGGGAAUGGUGCUCAAACAAUGAGCCUCCACCCUUAUCUCACACCAGACACAACAGUUAAUUCAAAGACUCUCACCUAAACACCAAAACCAGAACUACACUUUCCAAAAGGAAAAAACGGAAGAUCACAUUUACAGCCUCGGAGUAGGCAAAGGCUUCUCAAACAGGACACACGAAGCACUAACCAUUAAAACCAACAGAAGGAAAAAAUGACACUUUGUCAAAAUUCAAAGCUUUUCUUCAAAAGACACCAUUAAGAGAAUGAGGGCUGUCAGAGGCAGAGAGGACCUACUCUGACCACAAGUCCUGGAUGGAGGUUUUACAUCCAGAAUGUACACAAAAUUCCUACAACUCACUAAAAGCAGACAAUCUGAUAAAACAAUGGGCAAAAUAUUUCAACAGAUCCUUCACAAAAAGAAGACAUACAAGUGGCUCGUAAGCACCUAAAAUGGUCAACAUCACCAUCAUCAGGGAGGCACAUAUGAAAAUCACAGUCACUGCAACGGCUAAGACACUGGGUGCUGGUG